This is a messenger RNA of Verruconis gallopava, 1832 nucleotides long. RefSeq lists its product as uncharacterized. The transcript has 4 exons. Gene Ontology annotation, cellular component: box C/D methylation guide snoRNP complex; small-subunit processome. The record is from RefSeq and is a predicted model, not a curated record. The coding region runs from base 134 to 1663 and encodes 509 amino acids. Lineage: Eukaryota; Fungi; Ascomycota; Dothideomycetes; Venturiales; Sympoventuriaceae. Gene Ontology annotation, molecular function: snoRNA binding.
UCUGGCCUGAAAAUCCAGCAACGCCGUCAAGAUAAUUUCCUUUACUGCAGCAACUCAAUAUCUUGCGAUUUCGCUUCGGACGGACACAGUCACUCCUAUAUAUUCAAGAGGAUUUUUCGUGAAGAGCUUAACAAUGACAGUGGAGUAUUUGCUCCACGAGAGCAGCGUGGGCUAUGCGGUAUUUAAGGUCCUCAUGCAAGGGGAUACAAUUGGACAGAGAUUGAAAGAAUAUCAGAAGAAAUCGCAGGAUCUAGCCACGUUUGGGAAGAUGAUUGAACUUGUGUCAUUUGCGCCAUUUCAAGGUGCUGCGCAUGCUCUGGAGAACGCGAACGAUCUUUCUGAAGGCAUAGCGAACAAUUAUCUUAUCGCCGUGCUUGAAACGAACCUACCUGCGGCGAGUAAGAAAAAGAAGGUCAUUCUCGGUGUUACCGAUAAGAACUUGGCUGCGAGCAUUCAACAAGCCUUGCCACACGUCGCAUGUGAGACUGCUGAGACCACGGAGGUGGUUGCCGAUCUUCUUCGAGGCAUUCGCAUGUACUCAGAGAAGCUACUCAAGCAACUACAAGAAGGCGAUGUUGAACGUGCACAACUCGGACUGGGUCAUGCGUAUUCAAGAGCGAAGGUAAAGUUCAGCGUACAGAAGAAUGAUAAUCACAUAAUUCAGGCCAUAGCAACUCUAGACCAUCUUGACAAGGCGGUUAAUCAGUUCGCCAUGCGAUGUCGUGAGUGGUAUUCGUGGCAUUUCCCUGAGCUGGUCAAGAUUGUAUCCGAAAACAUGGCAUAUGCACGCCUCGUGCUUUUCAUCGGUGACAAGCAGAAUCUUUCACAAGAUAGUCUCCAUGAUUUGGCCGCCUUGGUUAAUGACGACCAGGCUAUUGCCCAGAGCAUCAUAGAUGCUGCAAAGGCGAGUAUGGGUAGGGAGAUCUCGGAGCAGGACCUAGAGCAUGUGCAGACGUUUGCCAGACGCACUGUUCGGUUGGCAGAGUGUCGCAAGAAACUUCAGGGCUAUUUGGCGGAAAAGAUGAGCCAGGUUGCGCCUAAUCUAGCGGCACUCAUCGGUGAUGUUAUCGGCGCUAGACUUAUUUCGAAAGCUGGGAGCUUGACCAACUUAUCGAAGUAUGCAGCAUCUACUGUUCAGAUUCUUGGUGCUGAGAAGGCGCUGUUCCGUGCGCUGAAAACAAAAGGCAAUACUCCUAAGUACGGGUUGAUAUACCAUUCAUCAUUCAUUGGGCGCGCGGGGGCUAAGAAUAAGGGCCGUAUCUCACGGUUCUUGGCAAAUAAAUGCUCCAUAGCAUCGAGAAUCGACAAUUUCUCCGAGGUACCCAGUACGAGAUUUGGCGAGGCUCUAAGGCGUCAAGUAGAAGAAAGAUUGGAGUUCUACGCUACCGGAGCUGCUCCAACGAAGAACGAAGUCGCUAUGAAGUCUGCCAUGGACUCUCUUCUGGCGGAUAUUGAAAUCAAAGAUACGACAGCUCAUGCUCCGGAGGACGUCGAGGUGGCUGACGGUGUUACUGCAGCAGCCGUCGAGCAGAAGGUUCGACAUAAGAAGGAGAAGAAGGAAAGGAAAGAGAAGUCAGAGAAAAAAGAGAAGAAGCGGAAGCAUGGCGAUGAGGAGGCUGACGGCGAAACGAAAAAGAAGAAAAAGAAGUCGAAUUCAGAGUAGGCUCGUCUGACGAAGGCAUCAUGGACAUCUAAUGCGGUCUGGAGUUUUGGCGUACAGGUGGGGUGCAUUCCACUGUAUUAUUGGAAAUCUUUCUGGUGCAUGCUUUUUGAUACCAUUGGUUGAGCCUCAGAACAUCUCAAUAAUAUCGAGUGCUUCCUUAUAUUGACCA